This is a messenger RNA of Anolis sagrei ordinatus, 963 nucleotides long. NCBI's taxonomy places the organism in Eukaryota, Metazoa, Chordata, Lepidosauria, Squamata, Anolidae. The record is from RefSeq and is a predicted model, not a curated record.
CGGAGCUUCGGCUGAGGCGGCAAAUUCGCUUCUCCUUUCCCUCAGAGCCAUUUUCCCUCAUGGAGCCGGAGCGCGUCGAAAGCGCGGGUGGUUCCGACGAGACGCAGAGGUUGAGAGCUGCUGUUCAUUAUGCAGUCGGUUGUCUCUGCGAAGAAGUUGGCAAAGACAAAGAAACCGAGUUCAGUAAACAAGCCGUCGCAUGUAUUUCUGAGAUCACCUUCAGGCAGUGCGAAAAUUUUGCAAAAGACCUUGAAAUGUUUGCUAAGCACGCAAAACGGACUACGAUUAAUGUUGAAGAUGUGAAGCUUUUGGCCAGAAGAAGCAGGCCAUUGCUGAGGCACAUCAGCCAGAAGAGUGAAGAGCUUGCUUUGAAUAAUCUGGAACAAAAAGAGAAAAAGAAGAAGAAAGCUGCUUCGAAGAAAGGGAGAAGAACCUCUGAGGAGCAAGUGGCGGCUGACAGUGAGAAUUCCAACAUGGCCUGACCGGUCUUGUUUAAUUUUCAGUGGGGUUGUGGUGCGACCACGGGAAGCCUGUUGGUUGGCUUUAAGGAAGCACAGUGCAAUUCACUCUUGGUUUAGUUUCUUCUCAACGAAUGCUUUGAGCAAACUGUACAUAAAGAUAAUUGUUUAUAAACCUGUAGGAAUCUUUAUUGGGCCUUAUUAAAGACCCCAACAUCAUAAUACAAUGGCUUAACUGAACCUUAGUAAGUAAACAUGCAUAAAAUCUAGCCGUUUGCAGGACAUUUCUAGUUUCCUCUCAGAUGGGAAUCUACUGAUGAUGGAAAAAACUCACUUAUACUUCUAGUAGAGAGCAUUUUCUUACCAGUCCUGUAAGAAAUGGAAGGAAAUGGCAAUGUUUUGUGUUUGUUUCCUUAUCGGAUGUAAGUUGCAACGUUCUGUUUUGUCCUACAUACAGUUCUGUUUAUUUGUUGCGCUUUCUAUAAACGUCCUUGUUAUUCUGGUC